Messenger RNA from Pomacea canaliculata, 2005 nucleotides. Its product is annotated as muscarinic acetylcholine receptor M4-like. The transcript has 2 exons. Lineage: Eukaryota; Metazoa; Mollusca; Gastropoda; Architaenioglossa; Ampullariidae. Gene Ontology annotation, molecular function: G protein-coupled peptide receptor activity. The record is from RefSeq and is a predicted model, not a curated record. The coding region runs from base 577 to 1974 and encodes 465 amino acids. Gene Ontology annotation, biological process: neuropeptide signaling pathway. Gene Ontology annotation, cellular component: membrane.
CAGCAGGCGAGAUCAAGUUGUAAUGUUCUUUCUGUUACUUGUCAGUGCUUUUAGCAGAAAGAACGCUGAAAUAGUUUCCUGACUACUUGUCAGCAGGUCUCCUUUGGUAAAGCGGCCAUAAUUGCUUUUUUCUUCUCUCUCUCUCUCUACCAGAUUUUCCCCAUGUUCUCAUCUUUCAUUCAAACCUUCGCUGGGUUGGCCUACUAUAUCACCACAGACAUCCAGUCUCUAAAACAUUUUCCUGUUGUCUUUCUUUUCUUUGCUACAGGACUGUUUUGAACUCCUCAUGCAUGGCUGUUUGCUCGUAGUCAGCAAAGACCAGGAAAGGAAAUUAUUUGUGUCUGAUGGAUAUUUUCCUUCAUAAAUUUACGAAUAGUAAUCGAUGCCAUGGAUUUUUUUUUACAGACAGCGAUAGAAGGCAAGCUAAAGUUUCGGUUUUCCCAGUUUCCCUGUUGAGUACUGGACUCACAAGGACGCACAAAGACUGUUCCUGUUGGCCGUGUGACAGUCCAAUUUUGUUUACUAAAGUCAGAAUUGUAAAUCUGGCAUAUUUGUACACAAAUUGUGUGAAACAUAAUGGUGACAGGAGGUGCUAUAUCGCCUUCAAAAAACUUGACAUCUGUCCAGAUGGAAGAGUACUUGACCAGACUAAACAGGGAGAAAAUGGUGGAACUUUCUCCUUGUGUCGUCUUCCUAGCUGUGCUGAUUUUUCUGGGAGUUCCCGGCAACACUUUGAUUUUCUUCAUCUUUUGGAGGUACUUCAAGUCCAGUUCCACAAGAGUGUUUGUCUUGUCUAUGGCUUUAACCGACUUGCUAACCAGUGUUCUGUCUUGUCCAGUUUACAUUCUUGAAAUACACUUUCUUUACACCACUGCGUUCCCUCACGCCUGCAAAAUGAUGUUCACAAUUCAAAGACUGCCAGUAAUGACGUCAGGAUGGAUCCUGGUGGCCGUUGCUCUGGAUCGACGUCGUCGCAUCUGUCAGCCUUUCAAGCGGCAGUUGAACCCUCGCCAAGCUUUCUACCUGGUCAUGACGUCACUAACUCUAGCAUCUGCUGCCACCUUUCCCUUCCUUCCUCUGAGGACUUCAACAAAGGUAAAAACCGCUAGAGAUGAUGUUUUCGGAAAACGAUGUGAUCUGGACGAACUUUCUGAUCCAGCGUACAGAACAGCAGAAACAAUUAUAUUAAUACUGAGUCUCGUUUUCGGAUGUUUGAUUCUGGUUUCAUCUUAUGUGCACAUUGGCUACCAACUUUACAGACAGGGGAGUAGAAAACGCAUCACUCUACACACUGAAAGACAAUUUCAGAUGAGAGAUGUAAAGAACCAGCACUCGGAAAUUUUUUCCACCAAACUCAGCGAAAACAAUGAAGAAUUUGCAGGAAUAUCAGAAAACGAAUCAGAAGUUUCCAUUUCAGGCAAUGAGGACGCCAUUACUUCGAGCAGGCAAGACUUGGUGUCAAGGACCUCAUCGGCUUCAUUCAGAACUCUGAAAAUAGCUGCUACUUCAGAAUCUGUGGAAACAACCGUGAGGUCAUCAAUUAUGGACACAGCUUUAAGUUCUCCAACUGUGGAAACAACUAUCGAGUCUCCCACUUUGGAAAUUACUGCUGACGAUGGUAGCACAACUGUAGUCAGUGUAGGAAAUAGUGGAGUUAAUACCUCGAGGCCGCCAGAAGGUCGUCCAGUGGGCAAGAUGAUUAAGCCGAGAACAACUUUGAUGAUGUUCGUCAUCACCGUCACAGCUAUCGUCGUGUUCUUACCAUACAUCGUUAUAUCAAACCUUAGUGAUGGUGACUGGGAAUAUUGUCUGGAGAUGACGAGAUGGAGGAUGAACAUGUGUAUAACCGCUUUUCUGUUUGUAAACAUCAACAGCAUCGUCAACCCGUUCGUCUACAGUUUCUGCAAUCCGACCUUUCGUCUCAAGUGUUACUUGUUUUUUACUUCUGCUCGAAGACGUUUUGAAUUGUGGUAAAUGCUUCUCAUGGAGGUGAUGACUGAAGGUA